AUGUUGAGGAGAUUCAAUGGAUGUGUAUCAGUGCGGGGUGACCUGGAAUUUCGUAAUAUCACAGGUGAAAAACCAGAAUUCUUGUUGAAAGUGCACGAGGGUUUUGCACGCAAUCACAUCCUUCCACUGGGCAAUAAUGCUUCCCUACCACUUCAUCCUGAUGAUCCAAUGAAGAAUCAGUUCCUGGUCUUCAACCGCGUGAAAGCAUUGCUUACUCCAAAAUCUGUAGUGCUGAUAGGAACAGAAGCCAAUCCAAGAUGUGUUAUACCUGAAAUCCCCAUUAUAGUGGAUCAGCAGCACAUUUUUGAAUAUAAUGCAAAUCGAAUAGGACUGCGUCUUAUCAAUGUAGAAAGGGCUAGCAGAAGUAGCCAAAGCUACACGUAUAGCGUUUCUACAUCGGGGGAGGCCAAAGCGACGAAACCUGUCGUAACAUUUAUAUUUUUCAGAUGGGAGCCACUCGCAUUGGAAGUCAAUGCACAAGAGAUUCUGCAGCUUGUUCAAUAUUGCCAAGACUCGAAAAGCUCUAUUUGCUUGAGCGAUCGUCACAAAGAAAUUUUCUCAUUACUUCAUCUCUUCUACACCUUUGUAAUAAUACUGGAAACACCCAUUUCGCUUAAUGAUGCAUUCCAACUACAUAUGGCGAGAUGUAAUGGAUUCAUGAUUGACAGGAUGGAAAUGCUGUUUGCCAUGUAUUUUCUUUUGUCUUGGGCUGAAAAAGCUCGAGUAAUUCCAGUAAAUUUGCAACAAACAUCAUUGCUUUGGAGAGAUACCUAUGAAAGAAUGGCUACUUUUCGAAGCACCCAUCCAAAUGUAGUCACUAUUCAUCCCGAUCAUUUGAUUGACAUAUCUGAUGAUGUUGUUAUGGAAAUAGCACGUUCUGGAGGUUUCCCUCCACCUAAAUUUUCAAACCGAAUUGAUGCUGUAAUGACGGAUAAGUUUGUGUGUCGAUGGAAUGCUCGUCUUGGGGAAACCGAUCUGAAAAAAGUGAGACUCGGAGAAAUAAAGGCAAUCAGAUCUGAUGAAAAUGAGGCAGUUUUAAAAGAAGAGAUGGAGGAGCUGCCAAUCACUUCACCUGAGGAAGAGGUAAAUCAAGACGAUACCUACAUGUACGUGAACAAGAAGUACCGCGGGAACUUCAGCGAUUUUUGGGAGGCUGAACGAAAGCAAAUAGAGUCUUUGAAGCGAAAAAGAGGCAAGAAAAGCAUGGAAAUUCCUCCUGAUAUAACAGUAAGUGCACCAAUAGAAAGUAUAGGGAGCAGAGAGCAGCCUGCUACUCCAUUACCCCAACCUAGCCAGGAGCAUAUAUCAAAAGAAGACUUCGCAAAGCCUGCAAAAGAGACACAAAUAGUAAUCAACGCCCUUCCUCCAUUUACGCACUCUACGCGAGAACCUCAAAAGGUUGAUGGUUUUGUUUUGGAAGAAAGACCACAAAAACCUGAAGCAGCAUUCGCGAAGCUAAAGAAAGUCCUUGUGAACAAAUUCAAAGCAAUACUGGGAUCGCGUGCCAAGCAAUCUUUCUUGCGUGCCUCAACUCCAAAUAAAUCCACGCCAACGGUUCCUUCAGGUGGUAGGAGAUCGAGGAAGAUGGGGGCGUCACCUUUAAGACUUCCACAGGAGCCAAGCACACGCAAAAUUUCUUCAGACGAAACACUCCAUAUGUUUCCCGAUAUAUCAGCGGAGCCAUCGCCACAAGUCAAUGUUAGUUCUUCGCUUGAAGGUCGACGGCCACCAAUCUGGAGAAAAAUAAACGAGGAAACGAAUCAGCUAAAAGUAGAUGAUGGAUCAUGUCCCAAACAGAUGUCGUCCAAGUCAUAUCCUGGAACCUUUGAAAAAGAAGUGAAAGCUCCGCCAGUAUGGAGGAAAGCUAAUAGCAUAGCCGCAGUUGAGACGAAAAGUCGAGAAAAAUAA
Messenger RNA from Cylicocyclus nassatus, 1908 nucleotides. Lineage: Eukaryota; Metazoa; Nematoda; Chromadorea; Rhabditida; Strongylidae. The record is from the annotation of a GenBank genome assembly.